AUGACCUCCCAACUAUCCGAGGAGAUCCUACCCUCUCCGGGGAGUAUCUCUCCGAACAGUCCGACCAGUUCGGCAGACCAGAUCCCGUUGGAGCAACCGCCGAAACUCAAGGGUCGUCAGAAGUUACUCCAGAGUCUCCAACGCAUGUCAUCCAGCCCGACGCUGACCAGACGCGGACGCUCCUCGUCAACUACUAGCUACCGCCGUGAUCAUAAGGCUUCUCUCUCUUGUGUUUCGCUAUCGUCGACGUCCUACUCGCCCUGUCUAGGCAAUGGAAGUUCCUCCCAGCUCUAUGGCGGCCUCAAUCCUCGGCCUGCUACUCCCGGCUGUUCUAGUUCUCCGGGCGAGCCCCAUGGCACAAACGCUCGCAUACGUUUGAUGGACACUGAUAGCCCUGGUUUCACUACACCUCGCACCGUGCCUUUGCCCUUCGAUGUGAGGCCAGCAUCGCAUGGGUCGCCACGCACCGCGACGCCGGUGGGAUUUAAGGUGGAGGAGGAGGUCUCCCUUCCAGAAUCCCAGCCGGCUAGAUCUCUUGAUUUUUGGGGCGAUAUGCCACAAGAGCUUAAGAUGGAGAUCUUCCAGUACCUCACCCCGCAGGAAAUUGUCUGCUGCUCCUCUGUAUCCAAGGCGUGGAAUGAGAUGUGCUAUAACGGACAAUUAUGGUCCAAGGUUGAUACGACCGAGUACUACUCUAAGAUCCCGAGCGAUGUUUUGGUCAAGCUUAUUACUUCUGGUGGUCCGUUUGUCCGAGACCUCAAUCUCAGAGGCUGCGUUCAGAUGUGUGAGAAAUGGUCCUCGGACGGAGAACGGAUUUCAGAUCUGUGCCGGAAUGUCGUCAAUUUCUCGCUUGAGGGUUGUCGUAUCGACAAGGCAUCCGUCUACUCUUUCCUCCUUCGUAAUCCCCGUUUGGAAUAUAUCAAUCUCUCGGGUCUGUCAAGUGUCACAAACUCGGCCAUGAAAGUCAUUGCACGGUCUUGCCCGCAACUUGAGACGUUGAAUGUUUCUUGGUGCAAUAAUGUCGAUACAACCGGUCUUCUUCGGAUUGUCCAGUCCUGUGAGCGGUUGAAAGAUCUUCGGGCCAGCGAAAUCCGCGGGUUUAAGGAUGAGAAAUUCACUUUGGCUUUGUUUGAGCGCAAUACUUUGGAUCGCUUGAUCAUGAGUCGUACCGACCUGACCGAUCACAGCCUGAAGAUGCUGAUCCAUGGCGAGAACCCCAAUAUGGAUAUUCUGACCGAUCGGCCUAUCGUUCCACCUCGAAAAUUCCGUCAUUUGGACCUUCACCAUUGCCCUGAAGUGAGCGACGAUGGAUUGAAAAGCCUGGCCUAUAACGUUCCAGAUUUGGAGGGCCUGCAGAUUUCCCAGUGCUCCGAGCUGACCGAUGAAUCUGUCAUGGACGUCAUUCGCACGACGCCAAAACUGUCGCAUUUGGAACUGGAGGAUUUGGAGAACUUGACAAACGUCACCCUGGUGCAGCUGGCUGAAUCUCCAUGUGCCCAACACCUGGUACACUUGAACAUCAGUUACUGUGAGAGUCUCAGCGACACAGGAAUGCUUCGAGUAAUGAAGAACUGUCCAAAACUCCGAUCCGUCGAAAUGGACAACACCAGAGUGUCAGAUCUGACCCUGAUGGAAGCCAGCUUCCGCAUCCGUCGCCGCGGGUACAGCGACGAGGUCCCCCAAGUCGGACUGCGCCUUAUGAUAUUCGACUGUGCAAACGUCACCUGGGCAGGGGUCAGGGAAGUCCUCUCCAGCAACGCAUACAUCCCGCGCCCGUCCCGCAAGCCCGUUUCAACAGUGGUAACAGUGACUCAUACCUCAGACGCCGGCUCUUCCCCGGCGACAAGUACCUUCGUCACUCCAGCCUCCUCACCUUCGCCACCGCCAGCGCCAACCUAUCCCAACGAAAUCAUCCAGCUCAAAUGUUUCUACGGCUGGCAGAUGACCGUCGACGAACACACGAAACGUAUCCUGCGCGGCGAUCUCGCUGCUGCAUCCCGGCUGGACCGGAAAUGGGCCGAGUAUAUGGUCGCCACGGAGGAGGCUGGCGCUGCUGGUGCUGGUGCUCGCCGACGUCGACGUCGUGCCCGUGAAGCCGAACGACUGUACAAUGAAGACGAAGACGAACACGAUGCUUAUGGCGUAGGCGCUAUCUCUGCUCUUGGUGGGAGACGCAGACGAGCCCAGAGCGGCGGCAGCUGUAAUGUCAUGUGA
This is a messenger RNA of Penicillium samsonianum, 2214 nucleotides long. Its product is annotated as F-box domain protein. Gene Ontology annotation, molecular function: protein binding. Gene Ontology annotation, cellular component: SCF ubiquitin ligase complex. The record is from RefSeq and is a predicted model, not a curated record. Lineage: Eukaryota; Fungi; Ascomycota; Eurotiomycetes; Eurotiales; Aspergillaceae. The transcript has a single exon. Gene Ontology annotation, biological process: SCF-dependent proteasomal ubiquitin-dependent protein catabolic process. The coding region runs from base 1 to 2214 and encodes 737 amino acids.